Molecule: messenger RNA, 3325 nt
Organism: Drosophila serrata
Lineage: Eukaryota; Metazoa; Arthropoda; Insecta; Diptera; Drosophilidae
Gene: Culd
Product: CUB and LDLa domain
Molecular function (GO): protein binding
Source: RefSeq, a predicted model, not a curated record
ACUGAGCGGCGCCGCACACGGCGAAUAUUCAAGCGGAUAGGGACCAAGAUCCGGAUCGGAGGCUUAUACUAUCCAUGCUGGCCCAUAUCUUGGGCUAUGGCUACCUUCUGGCCUAUAUCUUUUGCCUGUUCUGCUGGCACACACCUGGAGCAGCGUAUCCUGCCAGCAACAGCUACCGGGACUUGGAUAUUUGCAAUCACUGGGAUGGACGACGGCACUUCCUUGAACUGGGCAGUCCACCUGGCGAGCUGCACGCCCGGAAUGUGAGCUACACCGCCUAUCGGCAGAGCUCGCCGCUGGGCUUCAAGAACGAUGCUGUGGCGGGGGAUGUGUGGUAUCAGUGCAGCCUGGAGCUGGUCACCUGUGCCGAGUGCGUCAUCCGGGUGACAUUCACCUAUGCGAAUUUCUCCAAGAGUUGCGGCAAUACGGGCGGCAGCAAGUCCAGUAUGUGUCCCUGCGAGCACAUCCAGUUCUCGGAGCCCCCCUACGACUCUACCAUUUCGGGACAGGAGUUCUGCGGCGACGGCAAGGUCUUCCGGAGCAAGACCAGGACGCUGCAGCUCAAGUUCUUUUACAGAGCCACCAAUGCUCAUGUCUUCUCACUGCAGUACUUCUCAGAGCGUAACGUUCGGAUAGUAAGUGGUUCCCCCAGGCAGUCCAUUGUGGGCAGUGGAAAUGCUAAGCACCUGCCACAAGUGAUCUCCACGCCGUACUUUCCCAUGCCCUAUCCCCGGGACUAUGGCAUUGAGCAUAUCCUCACCUGUGAGGCUGACAACUGCCAGGUGCGACUGGACUUUACCGACUUCCAGCUGGGCCUGGCCUCUACUCUGGAGAUAUUUGACUCCAAUGGUCAGAUGUUGGACUCGUAUACGGGUGAGCACUUCCGGCCACCAAUCACGGUAAGCACCGGAAAGUCGCUACUGUUACAGUUCCGGGGGAAUUCAGCCACCGGAGUGGGUUUUCGAGCCGAGGUGAGCUUUGUUUCAUCCAAGCAGCUGAAGGACGAACGGCUGGUGCCAUAUACAGAUUGCGGCGGAAUGGUCACUGGUCCUGGGGGCGCCAUCACCAUGAUGAACAUGAUCGAAAACGCCACGGAUGUUCGGCUCUUCGACUGCAUCUGGAUCAUUAAGCCCGGCAAUAACUAUAUGAUGAUGAAGACCCAUAUCUCAUUGCGAGUGGAGGACUUCUAUGGCAUGGCAGCUCGUUCUGAGCUGACCAUCCGGCAGGGCACCACCUCCGAUGCCGUGGAGAUCGAGAACGUGAUGUGGCCAAACAAUGGACUGAGCAAAGAGAGCCACGUGGCGCCCAUCCUGGCUGGCUACUACAUUCGCCUGCGCGGUGUGUUUGGCAUGUCCUCCAAGCUGGCCAUCGUUUACAGCGUCUUCAACUAUUUGAAUUGCUACAUCGGUUCGGAGUUCUUGUGCGGAAACAACCACUGCAUCUCGAUCCGCCUGCACUGCGACGGCUUCGAUCACUGCGGCGAUGGCAGCGACGAGCCGGAUUCCUGCGAGGAGGACUGGGCCCACCUGCAUCACGACCGGCGUUGGUAUUCCCACAAACCCAACUACUACUUCCCAAAGAUGGACCAGUAUCCCGAUCUCAAGACGGCCACAGGCAUCUUCAUCAUCAGCACGCUGGGCAUUUUCGGUGUUCUCUCCGGCUGGAUGGUGAUCUUGUACAGGAUGGGUGUGAGGGCGCGUCACCAACGGGAGCUGCAGAGCCACCUACAGACUAUAAGUGAGCUGCUGGAUCGCCAAGACGAAGAUCGCACUCCCGAUGAGCCGCCCAGCUACGAAGCUCCGCCUGACUAUGAGGAGGUUAUCAAGGUGGGAAUGCAGCAAGAGCUGAGAGAGCCAAGGCGCCAGCGCCGCGCUCGUCGUCCGCCUCCACGGGAUCGGAGCUGUAGUCGAGCCCCUAGUAACUGCACCAUGCAGUCCGUGCUGCCGCUUCAUCGCAGCUGCAGCUUGGACAGGGAUCAAGAGCAGCCCAGUACCUCGGCUGCGGCGAUGACCCACGCUGUGGCCGCCACGGACACCAAUGAGGACGCGGAGCAGAGCCAGACAAUGGCCCAACGGAUGCUCCUGGCUACGGCCAUUUGUGGCUCUGCAGGCUCGUCUCUCGCGGCAGCAAAGGACUCAGGUGUCCGCCUCCAAUCCGUGGGGGUUUCAACGGGCCCAACACCGCUACCCGCUGGGGGUGAACUACCCGCAACCGGUGGGCCAGCCACGACGCCCGGUAGCACGGCGGAUGAGUGCACCCAGGGAGUCGACGACUCCCUCAGCAUUUCACUCACUCUAGGCCUGCCCUCCACGACGGCCGGCAGUUUGGUGACCUCCACCCAGAACCACAACCAGGAAAAGGACAAGGACCAGCAGAUCGGCAGCAACUGUACGGAGCACACGUACCUGAAGCGAUCGUGGUUGGUGGUCCAGCAGAUGCCACCUGGAAGGGGCUACAGGGUCCAGCGGCUGCGGCAUACUUUCUCUUCCCCAGAGGCUUUCACCGCUGAUGAGCUGCAUCUGCCAUAUCCGGACUUCCUGAGCUACGGCACCAAUCUUCCCCACGAGAGGAGUAGCAGCAACUUUGGCUCGGAUCUGUCGAGGGAUCCUUCUAGCUACAGCGUGGGGAAGCGAGCGCGCUUGACUCUGGCAGAGGCAAGUGAUUCCGCGGAAACCAUAACCAGGGAGUCGGAGGAGCACUCCAACCAAACGCUCCAGUCCCACAUGACAGUAGAGGAGACGCCAGCACCUCCGAAUCACAGUGAAAGCGAGAGCGAGGCAGAGCAGCAAGUGUCCUGCUUUGGAGCCGUUGCCCAGCGACCCAAGCGUCGUCAUCGAAGUCAUGUACGAAGCCGAUCCUUCAGCAAUCCGGCGGCGGGUGGACGGAAACGCCUCAUUCAGCGCAGCUCGUCGGCUGACCUGCUGAUGAAUUAUGCUGCAAUGGCUGUGUCCACGCCACAGAAAAGAUCAGAGGGAAUACAGCGGCUGUUCUUUAUCUAAGGAAGUGGUAGUGGUAAGUGCGAGCAUCGUGAAGGAACAGCCGAGUGGAACGAUAGUAUUAAAGCCUGGUGUGAUUCUGGUCGGGAUCUGGUCACAGUUAUAUAGAUCUAUUCCUAGUUUAAGUUGGUUUAAUGUGCUGGAAUUGGAUUAGUACUUGUUAGUGAUAAACUUAAAAAUAUUAAAGAUGAAUUAUACAAUUUUCAGUUGAUAUUUGAAUAUCACUUCCACCACAGUUAAUCCAAGUUGAACUACCAAACAGGUCUUAGGAUUUGUAUUCUAUAUUAUAUAUAUAAAUACCGCCCGAAGGGAAUAAAUAAUUACGUUAA